Messenger RNA from Coccomyxa subellipsoidea C-169, 435 nucleotides. RefSeq lists its product as hypothetical. The coding region runs from base 1 to 435 and encodes 144 amino acids. The transcript is spliced from 2 exons. Gene Ontology annotation, cellular component: cytoplasmic U snRNP body; nuclear body. Gene Ontology annotation, molecular function: U7 snRNA binding; histone pre-mRNA DCP binding. Gene Ontology annotation, biological process: mRNA 3'-end processing by stem-loop binding and cleavage. The record is from RefSeq and is a predicted model, not a curated record. Lineage: Eukaryota; Viridiplantae; Chlorophyta; Trebouxiophyceae; Coccomyxaceae.
AUGCCCACCACAAGGCGAGUGCCAAAGGCAGACAGGAGUCUGGCCUGCUUUGUACAGGCCUUGGAAGGGCUGAAUGUUGUAGUAGAGCUUCACAACGAUGCUGUUGUGCGAGGCAUGCUGGAGUCAGCGGAUGAGGGGAUGAAUAUGAUCAUCAAUGGGGCCACCUAUGAGCCCCUACAAGGCUCAGCCCAGGCAAUGGACUUCCUCUUUGUGAAGGGAGCAAGGAUCAGAUACGUGCAUCUUCCUGCCAAGAUGAAUGCGGCCACCAGGGUGGAAGACAAGCAGAAGGAAGCGGCAGAGGCUAGAAGGUUGCAUGCUUUGGAGAUGGGCCAGCUGACCGCAUUACCAAAGGGAGUGGAUGCCCUGAUCGAAGAUGGAGCCAUGUCAGCGGAUGUCGUAGAGCACAAUGUAGAAGAGGGAGCUUUCCUGGGGUAG